AUGAGGGACCCCUUGUCGGGACGGAACAACGUGACGCCUCAACUGCGCCCUCCAGCCGCCCUGCGCGACCGACACAAACGCCCUCAAAUCCCCUGUGUGCACGCUCUGUGUCAUGUCCCGUUGAUUCCUGCAACAACGUCGCGCGUCGAAGCCUUCGACCAGACCUCGACCCACUAUCCGUCGCAGCCAGUAUGGCCGGCUUACUGUUCCUCGGCCUGCAGAGCACAGAAUACCUUUACACAUUCUCUACCGCAUGCCGCGAUCAACACCGGCAUCUCGCCCAGAUUGCAGACCAACUCGGCAGCCUUCUCGAACCUCUCCACAUUCUCAACGAAAUUGUGCGUGUUCGCACAUACAUGGUGGCCCGCCGAACAACCAAUCAUACAAAGCAUUAGAAGAUCCAUCACUCGGAGUGAGGAUGCUCGAUACGUGUUAUACUCUCACGACGACUCCAUCUCUUCACGACGGCUCCAUCUUUACAUAAAGUCCGCCACCUCGGCCAGACAGCUUCCACCAGAUCUCGCAGAUCAGGUGUUGGACAUCGGAGAUCAAGUUUCGGGCAUCAGUUCGCCUUCAGCCGCAUCGUUCGACCAAUUUCAGUGUGCCCAAAACAUUGAACGUCUGAAUUCGAGCCUUCGCAGGCUGCCCCUGCGGUCAAUACUCACCGCGGCGUCAAUCCCCUUCGCACGGUCUCAUCGAACACGAAAUCUCGCGGCAAUACACGAUUACUACAGUCCUUCUAAACUGCCCCAGGAGCAGGCGCGGGAGAUAGACGAUCACACUUGGGAGUCAAACCAGGGAUAA
Messenger RNA from Fonsecaea monophora, 804 nucleotides. RefSeq lists its product as hypothetical. NCBI's taxonomy places the organism in Eukaryota, Fungi, Ascomycota, Eurotiomycetes, Chaetothyriales, Herpotrichiellaceae. Bases 1 to 804 code for a protein of 267 amino acids. The record is from RefSeq and is a predicted model, not a curated record. The transcript has a single exon.